Molecule: messenger RNA, 573 nt
Organism: Ectocarpus sp. CCAP 1310/34
Lineage: Eukaryota; Phaeophyceae; Ectocarpales; Ectocarpaceae
Source: the annotation of a GenBank genome assembly
AUGUCCCUGUCCAAUCCCUUAUCCCAUGGGUUGUUGAAAGAUCUUGGCAAACUUGCAGAGUUGAAAGGACGGCGUCUGAUCCUUGACCGUCACUUCGAGACGAUAAAACCACAUCGCGUNUCCCUGCCGCACAGGGGGAUCAUGUCCCUGUCCAAUCCCUUAUCCCAUGGGUUGUUGAAAGAUCUUGGCAAACUUGCAGAGUUGAAAGGACGGCGUCUGAUCCUUGACCGUCACUUCGAGACGAUAAAACCACAUGUGAACGCGGGAAACUCCGUUGCGAAGGAGCGGUGGGACGCCAUCGAGAGCGCGUGGGGGUUGAAGCAGAACGGUAUCUUCGACGAAGGAGAGUGGAUCGCGCAGAUUGAUGGUGGAAUCCAGGGCAUUACCAGCAGCACCCGCCUGUCCUUGUCAUCCCAACAAGAUGCCAGCACCGCACGAGGUGCUGCUGCACCUUCUCAGCACCCACCUGUUGCUGCAGCGGGUACCACGAGGAGGAAGGUGGAUCGAGGGAAGCACGCCAGGGAGAGAGCUGCGAAAGGCACUUGAGGCGGCAACAUCUGCAACGCGUUCUCG